UUAAAUAAAUUUUGAUACCCAGAAGUUGAAGAUAAUGUAUUUCAUCUUUUGAUAGAGCCACUUUUUUCUUUUAUAUGCAACCAAAGAAAUUUUAUACUUGGUAGAACCAGUUCAUUAAUGGAGUCAAGCUCUGUAGAUAAAUUGUCUGCUUUGAUUAAUGAACUCCCUAAACAACCAUGGUACGGUGCUGAUCUUUACAAUUGGAAAGGCUUCUGGUAUAGGCCUCAUCACCUUUCUUCCACCAUGGCUGCAAGUUCAAACUUCCAAGCUAAAGAUGAUGAUGUAAUUUUGACUUCAUCCAUGAAGACAGGCACUACAUGGAUGAAAGCUAUUAUCCCAACAAUAAUGAAUCCCGUUGGUCGUACUGAUGAUGAUAGCCUUGACCCUUUGCUCAAACAUCACCCUAAUGAGCUCAUCCCAUCACUGGAAAUUCAAGUUUACAGUGUAAACCCUCAUCCUGAUCUUUCAAAUAUGGUUUCACCUAGGCUAUUUCGAACCCAUAUGGCUUACCCUUUAUUACCUGAAUCCAUUAAAACCUCCGGUUGUAAGAUUGUGUAUAUUACUCGAGACCCAAAGGAUACUUUUGUGUCAACUUGCCAUUUUAUGAACUCUGUGAUUGCUGCUAGGGGGGUUGAACCAUGGCCGAUGAGUGAAGCUUUUGAGAGUUUUUGUAAAGGGGUGCAUACUUUUGGACCGUUCCAUGAUCAUGUUUUGGGGUAUUGGAAAGAGAGUUUAAAGAGACCGGAAAAGAUAUGUUUUAUGAGAUAUGAAGACAUGAAGAAGGACCCAAAGGGGGAAGUGAAGAAGCUGGCAUGUUUCCUCGGCAGGCCAUUCGAGAAGGACCAAGAGGUGGAGAAAGUGGUGUGGAGGUGCAGCUUGGAAAGGCUAAAAAACUUGGAGAUGAACCAACAUGGAGUCGACCCUUGGUUGGGGAUUGAUUACAAGCAUUAUUUCAGGCGUGGGAUUGUUGGGGAUUGGAAGAACCACUUCACUGAUGAGAUGAAAGAGAAGUUGGAGCAGCUUACAGCCAUGAAAUUUGAGGGUUCUGGUCUGAGUUUGGGGUAUUGAUUAAGAAUGUUACUCAUUUCUGUUUUCUUUUCUGAGUUGCUCUAUUGUUUUAUGUUUUUGUGUAAUGUUUUAAAGUGUCAUUAUGGUUUGUUGGUUAUAAGCCUGAAUAUAAUCCAUAAUUAAGGCUCAAAUAUAAGGGCCAAAGGUAUAAUCCACAAUCUAGUUUGAAAAACAAAAUAAUCCACUUUAAAUAAUAUUAGUGAUGGGAAAUAAAGUACUGAUGAAGAACAUAUAUUUAAGUUUUGUAAUAAAA
This is a messenger RNA of Gossypium arboreum, 1321 nucleotides long. Its product is annotated as cytosolic sulfotransferase 10-like. The record is from RefSeq and is a predicted model, not a curated record. Gene Ontology annotation, biological process: sulfation. The transcript has a single exon. Gene Ontology annotation, cellular component: cytoplasm. Lineage: Eukaryota; Viridiplantae; Streptophyta; Magnoliopsida; Malvales; Malvaceae. Gene Ontology annotation, molecular function: sulfotransferase activity. The coding region runs from base 118 to 1068 and encodes 316 amino acids.